AUGCUCAAAAAUGCCGGAUUUGAUGACAUUGUUAUUAGCGACUUUUAUGAACCUUUUGAGCAGCUCUUGGCUGCAGUUAACCCCGAUGACCAGGACGAGAGAGCGUUCACAGAAGAGCAGCUGUUGGAAGCAUUCAAUAAUGCGGAAAAAAGUAACAGCAUUGUUGUAUUCCUGCGACUCAUUGUCAGCGCUUUUUUGAAACUUCAUGCGGACGAAUACUCACCUUUUCUUACUGCAGCGCCUGGUGAGCUCGAGCCACCGACAAUGGAAGAGUUUUGUAACCGCGAAGUUGAUGCGUUUGGAAAAGAUGCCGAUCACAUUCAAAUUACAGCACUAGCUACGGCUCUUCGAGUCAGUCUCGACGUCGUCUAUCUAUCAAGCUCCCAAAAUGUACAAGGCGAGGACGGCUUCACCUUUCCAAGCAACAUGAUGGAUUCACCUAACAAUAUCACUGCUUGUGAUAUUGUACAUUUCGAUGUGGACCAGGGACAGAUGCUGAAUAUUGGAAGUCUCUUAUAUCGACCAGGACACUUUGAUCUACUCGUAGGCACAGAUACCUGA
Molecule: messenger RNA, 561 nt
Organism: Malassezia vespertilionis
Lineage: Eukaryota; Fungi; Basidiomycota; Malasseziomycetes; Malasseziales; Malasseziaceae
Product: ubiquitinyl hydrolase 1
Exons: 2
Coding region: 1-561 (186 amino acids)
Biological process (GO): protein K48-linked deubiquitination
Cellular component (GO): nucleus
Molecular function (GO): cysteine-type deubiquitinase activity; ubiquitin binding
Source: RefSeq, a predicted model, not a curated record